AUGUUCUCAUAUUUUCUACCAAAUCAAUCUAUCAGCGCUAUUCUCGUGAAUCAUGUCCCUGUCGGCCAACUCCACGCUCUACUUGGGCGACGAGUCUGCCAGCGACUCUGCCGGUUCCUGCACGCCGCCUACCACGCUGUCUGCCUGCCCAACGUAGUCUCGACCGCGAUACUUUCCGCAGCAUUUGUGCUCUCUGCACUGGUGCCAUGGCGAUUAUGGCGGUUCACCGUGUUGCCUUGGCUAUAUCCAGACCCCCCCCAAAGAGUUCCCAUACUCGAUACCAGUCUUGGAUCAGCAGCCCUGAGGAUUCGUAAAUUCUAUCCGUCCCGUCGACGUGAUCUAACUCUCUCCGUCCAGGUCAUGCCCGUGCAUUUUUCCAGGACUCAAACGGCCUACUCGUCAGAGCCAGGUAUGAUGAGCGCGCUCAACGCAAACAGUCAUUGCAAGCAGAAAAAGCUUAUCAAUAGCCCCAAAGGUCAUACUUUGGUACCUCCCGGGAGCCGUCCGCUCUGGUGGUGUUUGGAAAGACUUUCUACGUCGUCACACCAAGUCAAGCAGUCGGACGAAGUGUACCGAAACACCGAGGCGGUUUCCUUUGACGACUUUGUGCAGGGCCUCAUGAGAAACAAUGGCAACGACGAAGAGGCCACCAAGGCUGUGUUCACGGCCCUGCCCGUCGAUAAAGCCGGCUUCCCCAACCCACGGGGCGAGUCCAUCGGUCGCCUGGCCUCUGUUAUGCACGCGCAUCAACUACACCCUGGCGCAAAUCUGGCUGUUUUGCAGGAAAAGGUACAGAAAUGGCUGAAUUUCCAUGUGCACCCCAAAGAAAUCUGCGCGAAGCCCACGGCCACUUCUUCAGGCCGCAAGAGUGUCGAAGUGCCGCUCUAUCAGUGGUGUUCGAAAUACUUUAUCCAGCUCGGCCAGGACAUCUACUUUGGAGAGAUGCUGGCGAGGAUCGAUCCCACACUUCCAUCCGCAUUUUUUCUCUUUGACGAGCUCAUCUGGAAGAUGCUCUACCAAUACCCGGGCUUUCUGUCCUCGGACAUGUCCGUUCCUAGGGCUCGGGUCAUCGCCUCGCUCGAUAAAUACCUGCAGGUGCCGCAGAAGGAGAGAGCCGGGGAUGCGGCUUGGCUAGUCAAUGCCAUGGAAGAUGAGAUGAGGGCCGUAGGCGUCCAAGGAGAAAACCUCGCCAUUGUCAUAUUCGACCUGUAUCUCGCGUACGCCCGCCCCCCUUUUAAGCUUGAUGAUGACACUGGGACAAGAGCCAGAAACUGA
Molecule: messenger RNA, 1275 nt
Organism: Metarhizium robertsii ARSEF 23
Lineage: Eukaryota; Fungi; Ascomycota; Sordariomycetes; Hypocreales; Clavicipitaceae
Product: phosphorylase superfamily protein
Exons: 2
Coding region: 1-1275 (424 amino acids)
Source: RefSeq, a predicted model, not a curated record